Molecule: messenger RNA, 4120 nt
Organism: Plutella xylostella (diamondback moth)
Lineage: Eukaryota; Metazoa; Arthropoda; Insecta; Lepidoptera; Plutellidae
Source: RefSeq, a predicted model, not a curated record
CUCCUAAUCUCUUAUCUGGACUUAACAAAUCCUAACACCGAAUUCAGAUACAGAAAAAAAAACAUGGACAUUUAACUGUGAGUACCAACUCAAUCAUAACUGACUUUUGGAAGAUAAUGUGACUGUGUAUCUGUGUUUAAAUUUAAAAUGAAAACACGGGAGCGGAAAGGGAAGUUGGAAAAAGGGAAUCGUGGGGAGGAGCGGAGUGGAGUGCGGGGCGGGAAGGCAGCGGGGGCGGCGGCGGAGGCGGCGGCGGCGCGGGAGCGGGCCAAGCGCUCCGGCCUGCACGCCGUCAAGCUGCACCUCGAGGUCACGGGCGGCACCGGGCGCACCUCGCGCUCCGCCACCGCGGUCCGCAAGACAAGCGUCCGAAUGGCGGAGAUAAAGGAGUACCCGUUCGACCUGAGCGACCUGAAGAGUGGAGAGGGGGGGAAGCCCCCGCCCCCCGCACCCACCCCCGCCGACGCCCCCGUAUCGGCGCCCGCGCACAAACCACCCUCGCCGGAGUUCGUCAAGCGAAGAGUGUCCAUCAUGGCCAAUGAAGACAGCAAAGACCGGGAGAACCUACCGUCUGACAGGAAUGGAGUCGGGCGCGUCACCACGACGGCGGAGGGCCCGUCGCGGCGCAAGAGCAAUCUGCACAACGCCAUGGCCGCAGAGAUGGACAACUCAUGGGACCGGCCGUCGCACAUCGAGGGAAGGUACAAGAAAUACUCGACCACAUCAUCGAUCUACUCUAAGAAGGCCUUAUCUCACCAGAGCGAGCACGUUGAGAGAUCCUGGUGGUACGCGUGCUGUCAGAAGUGUCAUCAAGAAGAAUCCGGGAUUCCAUCGUGGGAACCGACUCAUUGGCAGAAAAUAUGCCCCUAUCCACUAUGUCCGUCGUACAGACAUUUCGCUCAGACUUUAUCUAUUCUAAUUAUAGGCAUCCUUGUGUGGAUGACAGUAUGGGUAAUCCUGGGCGACACGGCGGCGCCGGGCGGCCAGCUGUUCACUCUGGCUGCGCUCACCAUCGCCGCCUACUUCGGGGGCUGGCUGGUGCUCAAGAUCACCACGCUCCCAGGACUCAUAGGAAUGCUGUUCGUCGGAAUCCUGUUGAAAAAUGUUGGCUUCGUCAAUUUUGACACCAGCUACCAGCAUGUUACUUCGUACAUCAGAAAAAUGGCUCUAACAAUAAUUCUGACCCGCGCGGGCAUGGACCUAGACCCGGUGGCGAUGAAGAAGAUGUUCUUCACGGUGAUCAAGCUGGCGCUGGUGCCGUGGAUCUUCGAGUGGGCGCUCUGCACCGUCAUGUCGCACUACUUGCUCGCGCUGCCUUGGGAUUGGGCGUGCCUGCUAGGCUCGAUCAUAGCGGCGGUGUCGCCGGCGGUGGUGGUCCCAUGUCUGUUCCGGCUGCGCGGGAAGGGCUACGGGGUGUCCAAGGGCAUCCCCACGCUGGUGCUAGCCGUGUCCGGCAUCGAUGACGCCGCCAGUGUCGCCGUGUUCGGGAUCGUGUCGUCGCUCAUGUUCUCGUCGACCUCGCUCACUAUGAAUAUUAUUCAGGGCCCCCUAAGCGUGGUCGGCGGCGUGGCGUUCGGCGUCCUCUGCGGGUACCUGGUGAAGUACAUCCCGGAGCGGAACGACGCGUUCCUGGUGCCGCUGCGGGUGCUGCUGCUGCUCACCGGCGGGCUGCUGUCCGUGCUCGGGUCGGAGGAGAUGGGAUGGGGGGGCGCUGGCCCGCUGGCAGUGAUCGCGUUUGCGUUCGUGGCUUGCAAGAACUGGACGGAGCAGGGCUGGGAGCUGGAGGACAACCCCGUGGCCACCGCCUUCGAGAUCUUCUGGAUGUUCUUCGAGCCCAUGCUCUUCGCCGUCACCGGGGCUCAAGUUGUGAUCUCGGAGCUGGAGCCGCACCUGGUGCUGGUGGGCGGCGGCAUCCUGGUGACGUGCAUGGUGCUGCGCAUGCUGGUCACCAGCGCCAGCGCCGUGCGCUCCAACCUCAACAUCAAGGAGAAGUUCUUCGUCGGACUGUCUUGGAUGGCCAAGGCCACUGUGCAGGCUGCCCUAGGCCCUGUAGCCCUGGACGAGAUCCGCAAGAUCUCCGGAGUGGAGGGGCCCACGGCUGAGCUGAUCCGGUACGCCGAGACGGUGAUGACCAUCUGCAUCCUGUCGAUCGUGAUCACGGCGCCCAUCGGAGCCAUCGUCAUCACCAUCGCCGGCCCCAGACUGCUCACCAAGACCACCAAGCCGCCUGUGCUAGAAGGCUGGCGCCGCUCGCACCGGCCGUCCAUCAGGGACAUCUCCAUCAUCGACGAGGAGGAGCUGGCGGAGCGCGACGCGGAGGGGCUCCCCGACACGCCUCCCGAGACGCCGGCGCCGGCCGCCAACAGCACCCCCGCCCCUCACCCCAUCACCGUGCAGCCCAACCACCGGACUUGACCGCGACAAACACUCCAUCUACUACUCGAGCGAAUGGGGAGAAAAACUAAAAGCUAAUUACAGAUGGCGCCUUAGGCGACUAUGCCUAAUUCCACAGUUCUAAUUGGUUGGUUCAGUCCUAAUUUUUUCUCCCCGAUAGUGUAAUUGGUCAUCUUGAAAGGCACACACGAUUGUGCUGCCGAAGUAUCACUUAGUUUUCUUCCCCAUUAACUGUGCGCGAGGUCAUAUUAACUAGCUUUGGCUUUCUUGCUGGCCAGGUGCACAGUUAAUUCGCACGAGUAGUACUAUUCAACCAAUCGAUUCAUUUUACUUGUGUCUUGGAGUUAAAUGGCUCAUUCAUUAGCGAGUUAAGUUGUCGGUUGAAAAUUGGACGUAGCCUUAACCAUGCAUGGAAGAUGCCGGAAAGCUUAUAUUCCCUUGGCAUAAUAAUGUUUGUGUAAAAGUGGAACGCCUGAUUCUAAAUAAAAUCACCUAAACUACAAAGAUUAUGCUUAGAGCGUUUCUUGUAGGUACUUCUACAUCACAGGGUUUUAUACGUAAAGUGUCCCGAUCUAUUGGUCUUUAGACUCAUUAGUAUCAUUAAUUUGUUGCGUUAAAUAUACUUAUUGUUUCAUGUAAACGUAAAAUCAUGUUUUAAUAAUUAAUUGUAUUCAUCACAUUCCAAUAACAUAAAAGUAUAUUUUCGAAAAGUAUACUUACUUCAAAGUACAUAGUUAAUUUAAAAAUUAUUACUUACCUAAUGUACUUACCGACCAGCCUUUAUAUCGCUUUUAUAGUGUGCAAAGUUAUGGAGCAGCAAGGGUCAAAUUAAAUCAAAUCGAAUAUUUUAUUUCCAUCAAGUGUAGGUACAUUAAUGAUGACCUUCACUCUCAGUGGACUAUAAUCAUUUUAUCAAAAUAUAUAUUUUUUCUAUAACAUAAAUCAAUUAAUUGUGCCUUUCCUUUCUGCACCAUAUUUUUUUCAUGUACAUACAUUUUAUGAACUCAAUACUAGGUAUUUCUAUUAGUAACAGGAUAUGAAAAGGUCAACGAAAUUAGCAUAAGAGAUUGUAGUAUUAUUAAGGCGUUAUGUGAUAUUAGAGCGAGAGCGCGAGCCUCGCUUACUGUCGCUUGUCCACUUAGGGUUACCAUCGACAUUAGAUUUACUAGUUGAUACUUAUUUAUUAAAUAUUGUGUGUUUUAUUACGAGUUUGUCGUCAUAAUGAUCAGUAUUUUGAAUAUUCGUUUAAUAUUGUAAAACAAUCACCUUCUUGUUAGCUAGUUAUUAGUUAUCACUGUAUUCUGUACCUAGGUAGGUACUUAGAUUGUAAAUAAGUAUAUCAAAUCAUUUAUUUGUAAGUCAAUAUGCCUUUUAAUAUAUUUUUAAGUAAAACUUGAAAAUUUUAUAAACAUUAACUAUGAAUUCCGAUAGAAAUUAUGUAAUUAGAUACAGUAGGCCAUUUUGUAAAUAAUAUCAUUGUUAUCGAUUCAAUGUAAACAAAAUAUUUAUACAUACUAUAUAUACAUAUACAACAUCAUUAUUUUUCCUUCAAUUUCCGUCCCAUGUUUAUAAAUAAGAAUUAGUCGAUGGAUUCAAGUUUAGGGACCAAUCAUGGAUGUAUGAUCGCUAUUAAAAAACAUCUCAGUAAUUCUGAACGAUGCAAAAUAUCGAACAAUCAUUGAAUGUAAUUAAUUAUUUUCAAUUUAUAUUAUAUGGGAUAAAACAA